This is a messenger RNA of Camelina sativa (false flax), 384 nucleotides long. Lineage: Eukaryota; Viridiplantae; Streptophyta; Magnoliopsida; Brassicales; Brassicaceae. The record is from RefSeq and is a predicted model, not a curated record.
UCUUUUUAAUUUUUAUAAAGAAAGAGCUUAGCUUUAGACCACUGUUCUUGAAAGAUGAACAAGAAACCCAAGAUUUUGAGCUCCGUAUCAUUAAGUAUGAAUCACAAACGAAAGGGCUCGUCUCUUCGUCGCUUGUUCUCUUUAGUGUUUUUUCUUGCAAUGGUCUUCCUUUUAGGGAAUGCAUUUAUUACAGUAGACUAUAAAGAGGGAAUUGCGGGAUGGAGUUCGAUUUUUAGACUAAAUCUUGCAAAACUGCAGAUGUGCAAGACACAACUCAGGCCUCCUGGUAGCGAGACGUUACCGAGAGGCAUUGUUGCAAGUACAUCUGAUUUGGAAAUGCGACCAUUAUGGGGAGCAAAGCGCAAUAAGCCAUUCAAAACCUGA